UACUCAGCCUGAGUGACCAGUGGUUCAGACGCUUAGAGAUUUGUCUUCCUGUUGACAGUGGUGGACGAAGCUUUGAAAAGUUGAGAAAGGUUACGCACCGUAAAAAUCAACGUGAUUUUCAGUAGAUACUCAUCAUUUUUAAGCAAUGACGACGUUGCAACGUCCUAAAAUAGUAAAGAGGUUAAGUUGGCAGGACUUGUCUCCUGACAGCUCGAGAAUUCAGUUAACAAGACGAAUCGUACAGCUACAAGGAAACAAAGUAUCUGCUGACAUUCUGGAACAAGCAAAGCAAAUAUGUAAUGAUUAUGUUGAAGCUAAACUUAAGCGCGAGGGCUUCAAAAGCCGAGGCUGGUCUUUCACUUUCCGCGAAAGUUCAGCAUCGCGACAAGCGAGCGGUGAAAUGGUUUCUCAAGUAUCAAUCCGUGUGCAGGAAGUUGGUAGACUCCUUGAACAGAGUUAUCCCCGCUUAUACAAAGAUAUUUCUGGCCGUAUUAAUGUCCCUUUUAACAGCGAAAACACCGUUCAUGAUGUAUUUAAUAAUGUUUCGUCGGAAAUCUUGAGCGAUGGAUUAAACUGGGCGAGAAUCGUUGCUCUGUAUACGUUCGCUGGUGCGCUCGUUGUUGAAUGUUGUAAAGAUGGCCGCAAUUCUUAUGUGCUGGACAUCGGAAACUGGAUGUAUGAAUUUGCAGCUCUUUACAUGGCGGAUUGGAUCAAAGGCAAAGGUGGAUGGGAGGACCUUUUGCGAGCUUUCCCGAGCGUAACAUCGACUGGCUCGGGGGCGUGGAUCGAUGCUCAAGGUACUCACUGGUGCAGUUGGUUACUGAUGACUGUUGGGGCGUGGUGCGAGACAGCUUUUGAGUUCCUGGAAUAUUGCUUCAAAGCUUACAUGGAAAGAAUGCGGAAAAUGAACACCGGCUCUCGUAAAAUAAGCCGAUGAAUAAUAAAUAAACUGUGCAAGGCUCAACAUUACCAUUACAUUGAGAAAAUUAGAAAGAGCGAGUAAACUUUUGGUGCAGUUACUUCAAUUCAGUUUACAGUUUUCAAAGUGAGACGGCCGAGUCGGAGUAAUGGCUUUCAUAAUAACUCACAGAUCAUUUUUGUCGCAUUAAAAU
This is a messenger RNA of Stylophora pistillata, 1112 nucleotides long. RefSeq names its product bcl-2-related ovarian killer protein. Gene Ontology annotation, cellular component: mitochondrial outer membrane. Gene Ontology annotation, molecular function: BH domain binding. NCBI's taxonomy places the organism in Eukaryota, Metazoa, Cnidaria, Anthozoa, Scleractinia, Pocilloporidae. Gene Ontology annotation, biological process: regulation of apoptotic process; intrinsic apoptotic signaling pathway in response to DNA damage; extrinsic apoptotic signaling pathway in absence of ligand. The record is from RefSeq and is a predicted model, not a curated record.